Messenger RNA from Plutella xylostella (diamondback moth), 2041 nucleotides. Its product is annotated as ionotropic receptor 75a. Gene Ontology annotation, cellular component: membrane. Lineage: Eukaryota; Metazoa; Arthropoda; Insecta; Lepidoptera; Plutellidae. Gene Ontology annotation, molecular function: ligand-gated monoatomic ion channel activity. The record is from RefSeq and is a predicted model, not a curated record.
UCUUUCUGUAGCCAGCCACUAACAAUGCAGUUCCCUACUGGAAAAAUUCUCUUAUAUUUUCUCAUAAUCCCAGUUAUUAAUUCCCACAUAUUAAUAGAUAUUCUAAAGCAUACCAACAUAAAGAAUGCCCUAAUUUACGAUGGGAUGACAAUGUUGGAUAGAGUAACUUAACAAAAAAGAUUGUUUAAAAAUGGUAUAGCCACAAGCAACUUGAAAUUAGAUACUGAUGUAGCUUUUACUGAUCUCACUGUGUCGCAAACCAAAACUGCUGUAGUGCUAAACACUUCAUAUUCUGGCUGGUUCAAUGUUUUAGAAACAUCUGAUUACGAACACAGUUUUCGACACCCAUUCCUAUGGCUAAUAUUCACUGCUGACUUAGAAGAUACAGCUGCAAUCCUAUCCAAAUACCCCAUUGAAGUGGAUUCAUCUGUUCUAAUAAUAACAAAAACUGAUGAAAACAGUUACCAACUGUACGAAGCCUACAAUACAGGGUUUUAUACCCAUGGGACUUUUGUAGUCAACAGUGUUGGCACCUGGAACAACUCUAGGCUUCACAUGAAGGAGUCUAGACGGACUAACAUGACUGGCGUGGUACUGAAGUGCAUGGUGGUGGUCACCCAAAUGCUGACCAAUGAGACGCUGCCUACAUUCCUGGAGCAGUCUCGCCCUUCUGGGUUCGACUUGCUGCACAAGAAGAAGUAUUUCACACUGCUCAAGUAUUUGCGCGAUAUGUACAAUUUUAGUUACGAGCUGAAGCGGACGACCUCGUGGGGCUACCUGAACGAGUCGGCGGGCGGCGCGUUCGACGGCAUGAUCGGGGCUCUGCAGCGGGGAGAGAUCGACAUAGGCGGGUCGCCCGUGUUCUUCCGGGCUGAGCGGUUCAAAGUGCUUGAUUAUUAUAUGGAGACUUGGCGGUCGAAACAAUGCUUCAUAUUCCGCCACCCGAAGCGCGUGGGCGCAUUCUACACCAUCUUCACCCGCCCGCUCUCCACAUCCGUGUGGUUUAGCACGGCGCUGCUGCUGGCCCUCUCCAGCGCCAUGCUGGGGCUGCUGCUGCGGACGCGCGCGCUGCGGACGAGGGGCGACGACGAUGAUGAGUCGAUGAGCAUCGCGCUCCUGUCCAUAUGGAGCGCGGUUUGUCAACAAGGUAUGACCGUACAACGCAACUCGUCAGCCGUAAAGCUAGUCAUAUUCAGCACGUUUGUGUUCUCCCUGACGCUGUACCAGUAUUACAACGCGGUGGUGGUGUCGACCCUGCUGAGAGAGCCCCCCAAGAACAUCCGGAGUCUGGAGGAUUUAGUCAAGAGUGACCUGAAGACCGGGGUUGAAGAUGUGCUGUACAAUAUUGACUUUUUUAGACACACUACUAACCCGAUUGCCAUUCAACUUUACAAUGAAAAAGUUGUGACUCACAACCAGAGGAACUUUUUCAAAGCGGAUUAUGGCAUGGCCCGAGUGAAACAAGGCGGCUUCGCCUUCCACGUGGACAGUUCCUCAGGCUACCGCAUCAUGCGACGCACCUUCGUGGAGAGAGAGGUGUGCGAGGUGCAGGAGGUGCCGUUGUUCCCGCCUCAGAACAUGGUUGCGACGGUCAAGAAGGGGUCGCCGUAUAAGGGUAUCUUGGCUUACGGGCUCCGCAAAAUGGCCGAAUCGGGGCUCAUGCACCGCAUCAGAACAGUCUGGGACGAACCGAAACCAGCCUGCGUUCGGACGCCAGACUCGAGCGUCUUCUCCGUGUCAGUGGUCGAGUUCAGUACGCCACUCCUGCUGCUGGCGUGUGGCGUCGUGCUGGCGUUGAUAGUGUUGGCUGGGGAAAUAGCCGUUUGUAGGUGGCAGAGGAAUGGUACUAAGGUGAUGGUGUUGAGGGAAGUAGCUGUUCGGAAAUGGGGGAAUGGUGGUGGUGAUGGUAGGUUGUUUAGGGAAGUAAGGGGAGUUAAGUUGAUGAGGAAAGUGCGUAGGGUUGUUGCUUUCCGACAUUAGUAGGGUCGACGACAGUUUCAAAUGAUGUAGGUAAUCUUGUAGUGUCGCUGGAGGAACACAU